Rhincodon typus (whale shark) is the source of this 6481-nucleotide messenger RNA. Its product is annotated as aldehyde dehydrogenase, dimeric NADP-preferring-like. Gene Ontology annotation, cellular component: cytoplasm. Gene Ontology annotation, molecular function: aldehyde dehydrogenase (NAD+) activity. NCBI's taxonomy places the organism in Eukaryota, Metazoa, Chordata, Chondrichthyes, Orectolobiformes, Rhincodontidae. Bases 757 to 2223 code for a protein of 488 amino acids. The transcript is spliced from 12 exons. Gene Ontology annotation, biological process: aldehyde metabolic process. The record is from RefSeq and is a predicted model, not a curated record.
GCUGCGUCCCAGAAACAAUCCAGUGCAGGUUCUGUACAAGGUCCUCUUUAAAUAAAGUCGGUGUUAGUCUUGCUGUGGCAAUUCUGUUUUAAAAGAAGUACAAUUAUAAACAUUCGUCAAAUCUUGCCUGUAAAAUGCAAUUAGCCCUUGCGGUUUUCCUUAUCCCCGUGGAUUAAUUUCAGUCAGUUCCGGAAAUACGGUGGGCGAGGAGGAGAAAGUAUUUGAAAAGCGUACUCCUAAAGCCCAUUGCACGUACAGAACCGAUACUGAGCUGCGGAUGUGAUCGCAAUUUUGAGCUCGGUGGUUUGUCCCUCUGCGGCUGCCGGUGCUCUGCAUUUUGCACUUUUGUCCUGCCAGCAAAUUAAACAGCAAGGAAAAAAAAACAACGAAGAACCUGCUUUUAACACCGAGGCCGCUCGGGCAGUGGCAGCGAGACCAGCCCCAGCGCAGCGGUCCCCGGGAGCAGUCGUUAGCGGCGCUGCAGUGGCUAAGACUCACUGAGCAAGUCCCUCUGUUUCACUCCCAGGGCCCUUUCCCAACCCCCAACCCCAACCCCAACCCCAACCCCAACCCCAACCCACCCAACAUCCUUGUAAAAGCAAAACAGAAAUUGCUGGAGAAACUCAGCAGAUCUGUCGAGAGAGAGAGAGAGAAGAGAGACAAAGCAGAGUGAACGUGUCCAGUCUUAACAACUGAAGUGGAUAAUCACUGGGAAAGGUCAGACAAGCGAUUGGAAAUUGGGCAGGUUCACCCACCAUGGAAGGGAUCAAGCAUGUAGUAUCCACUGCGAGAGCUGCCUACAAUCGGGGAAAAUCCCGGCCUCUGGAAUUCCGCAUCCAGCAACUGAAGGCGCUGGAGAGAAUGAUCAAUGAGAAAAAGGAGGAGUUCUCAGUAGCGCUGAAAAAGGACUUGCGCAAGAACGAUUAUGCUGUGGAUGUCUUUGAAAUUGCCGGCAUUCUGAAUGAGACUUCUCUGGCCAUCACCAAACUACCCGAGUGGACUGCUCCAGAGUACGUGUCGAAGAGUAUAAUGACAUUAAUGGACACUGUUUAUAUCCAUCGAGAACCUCUCGGGGUGGUUCUUAUCAUAGGGGCCUGGAACUAUCCUUUGGCUCUUAUUAUCCAGCCUCUAAUUGGGGCAAUUGCAGCAGGAAACGCCGUAGUCCUGAAGCCAUCAGAAGUGAGUGAGAAUACGGCCCGGUUACUGGGGGAGCUCCUCCCUCAAUACUUGGACAAGGAUCUUUACCCUGUCAUUAACGGAGGGGUCGAAGAGACAACGGAGGUGUUGAAGCAGCAGUUUGAUCACAUCCUGUACACGGGCAGUACCAACGUUGGCAGGAUCGUUAUGGAGGCUGCAGCCAAACAUCUGACCCCUGUGACCCUGGAGCUUGGCGGGAAAAGUCCAUGUUAUAUUGAUGGUGACUGUGACCUGGAUGUGGCCUGCAGACGUAUUGCAUGGGGACGGUACACAAACAGUGGUCAGACCUGCAUCGCUCCAGAUUACAUCCUGUGUAAUAACAGUAUCCAGGAUGAAGUGGUGAAGAAGAUUGGCUCUGCUGUCUCUGAAUUCUAUGGAGCCGAUCCCCAGAAAUCCCCGGACUACGGACGUAUUGUAAACCAGCGGCAUUUUAAGAGACUGAUGUCUUUGCUGGAGGGAGAGAACGUGGUGUUUGGUGGUCAGCGCGAUGAAAAGGAGCUCUACAUAGCUCCCACAAUUGUGACUGAUGUGGAUCCCAACUCCAGGAUUAUGCAGGAGGAGAUCUUUGGCCCAUUGCUACCCAUCGUCACGGUCAACAGCACAGAAGAGGCCAUUGACUUCAUCAAUAAGAGGGACAAGCCCUUGGCUCUCUACGUCUUCUCUCACAACAAAAAGUUGAUCCAGAGGAUUAUCGCAGAGACAUCUAGUGGUGGUGUAACUGCCAACGACUGCCUGGUCCAUUACAUCAUUGACACCCUGCCAUUUGGGGGUGUGGGGAAAAGUGGCAUCGGGGCUUACCACGGUAAAUUCAGCUUUGAAACCUUCAGCCACCGCCGAGCUUGUGUGUUGAAAUCGCUGGGUAUGGAGAAGGCGAAUAGUAUCCGUUAUGCACCAGCCACUGAUUCAAAGCGAAAAUGGACCCUUUGGCUGAUGAAGAAAUCUAAAGGAUACCGGAAAAUGCACCUUUUUACAUUCGCAUUGCUGGGAGUUCUCGUUGCCAUCCUGAUGCAGUUUUACCGUGUGUGAUACACAGCAGGACUCCGAUCUCUUACCAAUUCUGCAAUUGAAACUUGUGAAGACUUGAACCAUGCGAAAGGCCCCUCUGCUUCUUAACGCAACUACUAUUUCGGAGAAAUGCAACCAAAUUGGCGUUCCUCCAAUAUUUCGAUUGAUCACCUCCCCAAUUAAUCUGUACAAGUUUCCAUUCACACUGAUUGAAGAGGCCUCCACUGGAAGAGCUAGCAUCAGCAUUGAUAUGAGCUCAAUGGCCUCCUGUACUCUAAUUUGUUUUUAACAUAAUUUUUUGUACAAUCUAUAUCUGAGUUUAUAUUGGUGCAACUAAUAAUUGCAGCUUUUUUUAAAGCAUGGAUGACAUGUUUAUUGUCCUAAGAUUUAAUCAUCAGUUCAUUGCUGUUAUUAAUUAUAAUAAGGUUUAAACAUUAAUUUGCCUUCCACACUGAGAGACCUGUGUGUUUCUGCUCAAUUGUACUGUUUCUCUUGGUAUAAUUUGGUCAAACAGAUGCAAAUAUCAGAAUUUUAAGUACAAAUCUAAUUUUCUACAAUCUUCUUGCUCUGGUUUUCAAAAAAGUAAUCUGAUAACUUGAAGUUUGGCCCUACCUUGUAUUCUAAGUAAUGAGCUUCCACUAAUUUGAAAAACAAAUUAAAUAGUGGCUGAAGUAGACCAUUUGGCCCGUUCGAUAGUGCUACACCAUUCAGUGCAAGGACGACUGAUCUUGGGCUUCAACUCUACUUUCCACUUCCCAUAUCCCUCCGUUCCCUGAAUAUUUCUGCCCCAACCUUUAAAUGUGUUCCAUAAAGGAGCAUCUAUAACCCUCUGGGUGGGGUAUCCCAAUGAUUCCUAAACCUUUUGAGUGAAGUGAUGUCUCUUUACGUCAGUCCUAGGUGAUUCCGUAUGAGACUGUGUGUCCCCGAGUUUUUGAUUGUCGGUCUCUACUCCAUGAAGGCUCUUCGUAAUCUUCCGUGUCUCAAUGAGCUCUAUCUAUUUGAGAGUUUCUGAAGAAGUUGUAAUCGGAAAGGUUCUUUUGGGUACAAUAGCAAUGGGUAUAGUUUAAAAAUAUUUUGAACGUAGCUUUUUUUAAUUUGCUAAGAAGCUGACUUCUCUGUCCCAUGUAUAACUAACAAAUUAUUCUCUAUAUUUGUGAUGAUGAUGAUUUGGGUAUUUAAGCACUAGUUACUCGGAGGUUGUGGGCCCAUUAAAAAGGUCUUGGUGAUUAAACAACUUUCAUCUAUCUCAGUUAAUGCCUUUAAAAUCGAUCGUGGUGUCUAUUUCAAAGCCAGCUUUUCGUUUAUUGAAUUUUACUUUCUGUCAUGUUGCUUGGCUCAUGCUGGCUCAUGGAAGGUUUUUUUUUUAUAAUCGAUGAUUUGCAAAUGAACUUGAGAAAAGAGAAAUUCUUCUCUCUCUCAACCUGUGUUUGCGGCCAAAGACAUCUCUACAUACAAAGGAAGGAGGAUUGUGGUCAACAGAUUUCAUAUCCUUUCCCAGACACACCUUUUUCUGUGAGUAGGGGGUAAGGCCAGCUGAGUUUGUAAGACUAGGCAAAUUGGGACAGGAGUUCAAAUCCCACUGUGGGAGCUGGUGGAAUAUGAAUUAAUUACAAAGUCUGGAAUAUAUAGCUAGGCUCGGAGUUGAUAUUCCUGUGAGCUAUCACUGAUUGUUUGUUAAAUCCCAUCUGGUUCACUGAUGCCCUUUUUUUUAGGAAGGAAAACCACAAUCCUCACCCUGCCUGUCCUCCAGGAUCAAAGUGACUCUUUACUGCCAUCUGGCAGACUGGUCAGUUCUCAGACUGGUAACUCUUCUGCCCAAGAAUCCCUGUGGUGCUCCAGCGAAGCCCAGUGCAAACUGGACAAACUGUACCUCAUUUCCCACUUAGUGCUGUGCGACCGUCAGAACUCAACAUCGGAAUUCAACAACUUCAGACCAGGAACACACUGUCCUUCAUUUCGGAGAUUCACUUCAAACCUGUGCACCAAAAAUUGGAAAGGGGGUCAGGCUGGUUACAUCUGGAAUGGACUUGAUGUUAGAAACUGAAAUUAGGAGUAGGCCAUUCGGUCCUUUUGAGAGUGCUCUGCUGUUCACUAGGAUCAUGGCUGAUCCUCUGCCUCAACGCUGUAUUCCUGCUUUCUCCCCAGACUGCUUGAUGCCUUUAAAAUCUAAACAAAAAAAUGAUCCAUCUCUUUCUUGAUUUAUAGUCAGUGACCCAGCCUUCUGUGACAGAGAAUUGCACAGGUUCGCUACCCUUGGAGUGAAGAAUUCUUUCCUGAUCUCAGUCCCAAAUGGCCUGUUCUGUAAUCGCGUGGCUGUGUCUCCCGGUUCUAAACACCCCCAACCAGGGAAAACGUCAUCCUCCCUGUUCUGAUCAAUCUCCUCCAUAACAUAAACAGGGGUCCCUCAAAUUUUCUUCCUGGUUGUGUGGAAGCCCAAGUAAAUUGCACCACGCAUAGCGAGUGGCAUUGGCACAUCAGAGCGUAAAGGGAGUGGUGCUUGGGGUGGCACGUUGGUUCAGUGGUUAGCACUGCUGCCUCACAGCACCAGGAACCCGGGUUCAGUUCCACCCUCUGGCAACUGUCUGUGUGGAGUUUGCACAUUCUUCCCGUGUCUGCAUGGGUUUCCUCUGGGUGCUCCAGUUUCCUCCCACAGUCCAAAGAUGUGCAAGUUAGGGUGGAUUGGCCAUGCUAAAUUGCCUGUAGUGUUCAGGGAGGUGUAGAUUAGGGGAAUGGGUCUGGGUGGGAUUCUCUGAGGGUUGGUGUGGAUUUGUUGGGCUGACGGGCCUGUUUCCACACUGUAGGGAUUCUAUUAUUCUAGAUGUACUCAGGGUUGGGCAGGGGCAGUGUACCCCUUACCUCAGCUGCCUGGGCGUUUUCGUGCAGUGAGCCUGGCUGUGACCGUGGCCCUCUGUUGCUACUCAAACAGGAUGCUGGUUUGUCAGCAGGUCAGCGCAUGACUCUGGCCUAUGGAGAUUAAACAAUAAAGCCACUGGUGGAAAGCAGUCAAGGGCUGGCAUUGUAGAAGGUCUGCCACAAGCAAUUGGACCCAUUUCACGCAAACAGUGAACUGCAGUGUCAGAACAGAUUGGAUUUGGACAUACUUGUUAACAACAGGAAAUAGCCAUUAACUUUUAAUAGCUUCUGUUAUCCUGAGAUUGAACGCACUUUUUUCUCUCUCUCAAUUUCCCUCACUGAGAGCUCUUGCAGCAUAGUGGUAGUGUCCUUACCUUCAGACUGGAAGGUUUUGGUUCAAAUCCCACCUGCCCUAACAGUGUGUUGUAACCUGUCUAGAAAAAAAGUUGAUUCAAAAUCUCUGUACCUCAGUGAGUCCCAAUUCUGAAUGAUGCUUUUCCCACUAGAAAAACUUCAGUCUAAUCCCACUCAACAAUCAGUUCCCAUUUGCAGAUAAUGCAAGGAUGCAGAUUUAAGGAUUCAGUUGUGAGAUGAUGAUGGAUAGAGUGAAGAAGAAUAUUUAUUACUCUACAAGUGAUAAUAAGCUGGAAAUUGCUGGCUACGUGGGUAGUGGAAGUAGACACAAUCGAUGAUUUGAAAAUAAUAUUUUUAUUCAUUAUUGAGACGUGGGUUCUGCUGGCUAGGCUAGCAUUUAUUGCCCCUACCCAAUUGAUUAGAGGGCAGUUGAGGGUUAAUCACUUUACUGUGGGUCUGCAUGCACAUAUAGGCCAGAUUGGGUAAGGGGCAGCAUGGUGGCUCAGUGGUUAGCAUUGCUGCUUGCAGCACCAGGGACCCGGGUUCAAUCUCAGUCUUGGGCGACUGUCUGUGAAGAGUUUGCAUGUUCUACUUGUGUCUGUGUGGGUUUCCUCCCACAGUCCAAAGAUGUGCAGGUUAGGUGGAUUGGCCAUGCUAAAUUGUCCAGGUUAGGUGGGUGUCCCAUGAGAAAGGCAGAGUUAUAGGGACAGCAUAGGGAAUGGGGAGUCUGGGUGGGAAACUCUCUGGACAGUCAGUGUGGACUUGUUGGGCCAAAUGGCCUGCUUCCACACUUUAGGGAUUCUAUGAUUUCCUUUCCUAAAGGGCAUUAGUGAACCAGAUGGUUGGAAAGGGGUGCAGGGGUGCUGGGAAAGGGACAGACUGGAUUGCUUUAUAGAAAACUAGCAUGGACUGGAUGGGCUGAAUGGUUUCUUUCUGUGCCCAAGUAACCCGAUGACUCAGCUGCUGGCUCCCAACAUUUCAAUCCUAUCCCACCUUCCCAAAUGUCACAAGGAUCUGUUUUACAGACCCACACCUGAAUCAGCAACAAUAAAGCAUGUUUGUUUAACCUGAA